GGAAGCGGAAGUGCGGCCUGAGCUUGCGCUAGGCGGGUUUUUCCUCGGCGACUCUAGCCGCCAGCUGUACUAGACAUGGACUGUUACACUGCGAACUGGAAUCCACUCGGGGACUCUGCCUUUUACCGGAAGUAUGAGCUGUACAGCAUGGACUGGGACCUGAAGGAGGAGCUCAAGGAUUGCCUGGUGGCUGCUGCACCCUAUGGGGGUCCCAUUGCUCUACUGAGGAACUGUUGGAGAAAAGAGAAAGCUGCCAGCGUGCGGCCAGUACUGGAGAUCUACUCUGCAUCUGGCUUGCCACUGGCUAGCCUGCUGUGGAAGAGUGGGCCUGUGGUGGCCCUCGGCUGGUCAGCUGAGGAGGAGCUGCUCUGUGUGCAAGAAGAUGGCGCAGUGCUAGUGUAUGGCCUUCAUGGAGACUUCCGGAGGCACUUCAGCAUGGGCAAUGAAGUGCUUCAGAACCGUGUCCUGGAUGCCCGGAUUUUUCACACUGAGUUUGGUUCGGGGGUGGCCAUCCUUACAGGAGCCUAUCGCUUUACUCUGAGUGCCAAUGUAGGUGACCUCAAACUCCGUCGGAUGCCAGAGGUGCCAGGUCUGCAGAGUGCACCCUCAUGUUGGACCACACUGUGCCACGACCGAGUUCCACACAUUCUUCUGGCUGUAGGACCCGAUCUUUACCUUCUGGAUCAUGCUACCUGCUCUGCAGUGACACCUGCUGGCCUAGCCCCAGGAGUGAGCAGCUUCCUACAGAUGGCUGUAUCCUUCACGUAUCGUUACCUGGCACUCUUCACAGACACAGGCUACAUCUGGAUGGGGACAGCAUCACUCAAGGAGAAGCUGUGUGAGUUCAACUGCAACAUCCGGGCUCCCCCGAAGCAGAUGGUCUGGUGUAGCCGACCUCGGAGCAAGGAAAGGGCUGUUGUUGUGGCCUGGGAGAGGCGGCUGAUGGUGGUGGGCAAUGCGCCUGAAAGCAUCCAGUUUGUGCUCGAUGAGGACUCCUACUUAGUGCCUGAGCUUGAUGGGGUCCGCAUCUUCUCCCGAAGCACCCAUGAGUUCCUGCAUGAAGUCCCAGUGGCCAGUGAAGAGAUCUUCAAAAUUGCCUCAAUGGCCCCUGGAGCACUGCUGUUGGAGGCCCAGAAGGAAUAUGAGAAAGAGAGCCAGAAAGCAGAUGAGUACCUGCGGGAGAUCCAGGAACUGGGCCAGCUGAUCCAGGCUGUGCAGCAGUGCAUUGAGGCUGCAGGACAUGAGCACCAGCCAGACAUGCAAAAGAGUCUGCUCAGGGCGGCUUCAUUUGGAAAGUGUUUCCUUGACAGAUUUCCACCUGACAGCUUCGUGCACAUGUGUCAGGACCUUCGAGUGCUCAAUGCUAUUAGAGACUACCACAUUGGGAUCCCUCUCACCUACACCCAAUACAAGCAGCUCACCAUCCAGGUGCUGCUAGACAGGCUUGUGUUGCGGAGGCUUUAUCCCUUGGCUAUCCAGAUAUGCGAGUACCUGCGCCUUCCUGAAGUCCAGGGUGUCAGCAGGAUCCUAGCCCACUGGGCCUGCUACAAGGUGCAGCAGAAAGAUGUCUCAGAUGAAGAUGUAGCACGGGCUAUUAAUCAGAAGCUGGGUGACACGCCUGGUGUUUCAUACUCUGACAUUGCUGCGCGGGCCUAUGGCUGUGGCCGCACUGAACUGGCCAUUAAGCUGCUGGAAUAUGAGCCACGCUCAGGGGAGCAGGUACCUCUUCUCCUAAAGAUGAAGAGGAGCAAACUCGCACUGAGCAAGGCCAUUGAGAGUGGAGACACUGACCUGGUGUUUACAGUGUUGCUGCACCUAAAGAAUGAACUCAAUCGAGGAGACUUUUUCAUGACUCUCCGGAACCAACCCAUGGCCCUGAGUUUGUAUCGACAGUUCUGUAAGCAUCAGGAGCUAGACACUCUGAAGGACCUUUACAAUCAGGACGACAAUCACCAGGAAUUGGGCAGCUUCCACAUCAGAGCCAGCUAUGCUGCUGAAGAGCGUAUUGAAGGGCGAGUGGCAGCUCUGCAGACAGCAGCUGAUGCCUUCUACAAAGCCAAGAAUGAAUUUGCAGCCAAGGCCACAGAGGAUCAAAUGAGGCUCCUGCGGCUACAGCGACGCCUAGAGGAUGAGCUAGGGGGCAGGUUCCUAGAUCUAUCUCUACACAACACUGUCACCACUCUUAUCCUUGGAGGCCACAACAAGCGGGCAGAGCAGCUGGCACGUGACUUUCGCAUCCCUGAUAAGAGGCUAUGGUGGUUAAAGCUGGCUGCCCUGGCAGAUUUGGAAGAUUGGGAGGAGCUGGAGAAGUUUUCCAAAAGCAAGAAAUCACCGAUUGGCUACCUGCCCUUUGUAGAGAUCUGCAUGAAACAGCAUAACAAACAUGAGGCCAAGAAGUAUGCUUCCCGUGUGGGCCCUGAACAAAAGGUCAAGGCUUUGCUUCUUGUUGGGGAUGUGGCUCAGGCUGCAGAGGUGGCUAUUGAGCACCGGAAUGAAACCGAGCUGAGCCUCGUUUUGUCCCACUGCACUGGAGCCACAGAUGGGGCCAUAGCUGACAAGAUUCAGCGGGCCAGGGCACAAGCCCAGAAGAAGUGAAGAGCCUGUCCUUAAGGGGGCUAGUUAAAUCCAGGGAUGUCCAGAUGUAAAUAAAUUUGGAAUACUAAUUCAGAA
Messenger RNA from Mus caroli (Ryukyu mouse), 2670 nucleotides. RefSeq names its product VPS16 core subunit of CORVET and HOPS complexes (gene Vps16). Gene Ontology annotation, cellular component: HOPS complex; lysosomal membrane; endosome. The record is from RefSeq and is a predicted model, not a curated record. NCBI's taxonomy places the organism in Eukaryota, Metazoa, Chordata, Mammalia, Rodentia, Muridae. Gene Ontology annotation, molecular function: actin binding. Gene Ontology annotation, biological process: intracellular protein transport; endosomal transport; vacuole fusion, non-autophagic.